UUAAAAUUGAUUCUGUUUUUUUACCUCGCCUGAGUAGCUCGUUGAGCUUUUUUUUUUCGUACUGUGGCGAAGGUGGAAAUUGGAUUUGAUAAUUCCGUAAUUCCGUCGGUGAAAUCGAACUCCCCAAUCCCAGGAAAGUAUGCGGUUGUAGCAAACCAUUAUAUGAUGCGUUAAAUUCUUCUGCUGGGGCCAAAAGAAUGUUAUAAUAUAGUUUGUGAAGAUGUAUGAGCCCGUGGCUACGGCCACGGAUUCCCGGGGUGGAUCUCCGACGGAAAGUGGUGAUUAUGUCGUAACUUUGGAUCAAAUUCCGAGGUGGAGUGAUGUCGAGCAGAGAUCUUCUCUUGAAUGUGAAGCAGGAGAUCCAUCCCUUUCCAACCUGUGCUUUGCCAACCCUUUGGCUUCAUCUUCCGAGGCAGAGAGUAGCGGAAACGGGGUGUUAUCCAAAUUUCCAGUUGAUCCCGAAAUAAACUCUAAAAUAUAUUUGUGGAGAGGGGAACCUUGGAACCUUGAGGUUGAUGCAGUCGUAAAUUCAACAAAUGAGAAUUUGGAAGAGGCACAUAGUAGUCCUGGUUUGCAUGCGGCUGCUGGAUCUGGUCUUGCAGAAGAAUGUGCUACAUUGGGUGGAUGUCGCACUGGGAUGGCUAAAGUCACAAACGCCUAUGACCUACCAGCGAGGAGAGUUAUCCAUACAGUAGGCCCAAAGUAUGCAGUGAAGUAUCAUACAGCAGCAGAGAAUGCUCUAAGCCAUUGCUACAGAUCGUGUCUGGAGCUUUUGAUUGACAACGAGCUUCGAAGCAUUGCUAUGGGCUGUAUAUACACUGAAGCGAAAAACUAUCCCCGGGAACCAGCUGCUCAUGUUGCCAUAAGGACUGUUCGCCGGUUUCUAGAGAAACAGACGGAUAAAAUUGGUGCUGUUGUUUUCUGUACAACCACAACAUCUGAUACAGAGAUUUAUAAAAGAUUACUUCCACUUUAUUUUCCUCGAGACAAACGCGAGGAAGAAGUUGCCAUUUCAAAGCUCCCAGCUGAUGUUGGGGAUGAAAAUGGGGAGACGGUUAUAGACGAACGCAAAAUCAGAAUACAGGCACUGCCAAAUAAACCCGUGGACAAAGCAACCACAGCCCCAGUUGAACGUCCUGUCAAUGAUCUUGCCUUGGUACGAAGGAACUCGCAUUAUCUGGAUUCAUAUUUGGAUCCUGCCUUCAUGUCCUUGAUCAAAGAUCCAGAUGAGAGGCGUAUAGAGCAAUGGGAGAAAACCGCACAAGCACAAAGUGGAUUCAAUUUUGUUAAAUUGCUAGGAUUCGGUGAUCUUGGUGGACCCACACUCUCUGCUGCGGAGGAAUACUCACUCCAUUCACGAUACCUUGCUAAAGCUAAUUCUCUCAACCUCUCGGAAAUUGCUGAGAUGAAAAUCGUCUACCGUGGUGGUGUUGACAGUGAGGGUCGUCCAGUAAUGGUAAUUGUAGGAGCACACUUUUUGCUUCGGUGUCUUGAUCUGGAGCGGUUUGUGCUUUAUGUCGUAAAGGAAUUCGAGCCCGUGAUACAAAAGCCUUACACUAUCGUCUACUUCCAUUCCGCAGCAUCUUUGCAACUCCAACCGGAUUUGGGAUGGAUGAAGAGAUUACAACAAAUACUCAGUCAGAAGCACCAGCGUAAUCUUCAGGCUAUCUAUGUUCUUCACCCAACUUUCCCCUUGAAAGCUACGAUCUUUACUCUACAAUUGCUCGUGGAUAAUGUGGUCUGGAAGAAGGUUGUAUACGUUGAUCGGCUCCUGCAGCUGUUCAAACAUGUUCCCCGUGAGCAGCUGACGAUUCCAGAUUUCGUUUUCCAGCAUGAUUUGGAAGUGAACGGAGGGAAAGGUCUAGUCGUGGACCCAAGAACAAAGUAUGUGUAUCAACGGCCAUAAAAAACCAACUCUUUUGUUUCUGAUUCACAUUUCCCUUUUGUCUGAAGAUGCGAAUAAGUUUCUCUUUUAGCCUUUUUUUUUAUGUAUCUAUUUGUAUUUCGGAUCUUUGUCUACAAUUCAUUUCUGACAACAGUUUUGGGUAAAACACAGGCUAACUUUGUCAUUAACAAUGUUUAGUAAAUGUAGUGACUUGCUCGGUUCA
Molecule: messenger RNA, 2108 nt
Organism: Tarenaya hassleriana
Lineage: Eukaryota; Viridiplantae; Streptophyta; Magnoliopsida; Brassicales; Cleomaceae
Product: protein GDAP2 homolog
Exons: 15
Coding region: 221-1906 (561 amino acids)
Source: RefSeq, a predicted model, not a curated record